UAAAAAACCAAUAAUACCAACCCACAGUACACUUUGUUCCUAAAACCAAAAACAAUUUCUAACCCACUUGAAAUUUAUCAACAAAUGGCAUCCAUGACAAUGGCAUCCACAUUCCUUGGUGGCGCGAUGGCUGUCACCAAGACACCCUCAUCAUCCUCAGCCGUCACCAGCCGUCGUGGGCUGGUGGUGAUGGCCAAUGCCUCAAAGGUUGAGAAAGUUGUCAUGGAUGAAACCAACAAGAGCAACAAGAAUGGGAGAAGGGACAUGAUGUUUGCUGCUGCGGCUGCAGCUGCAUUUUCGGUGGCUAAAGUUGCAUUGGCUGAUGAUGACGAGCCUAAACGUGGGACCGAAGCUGCUAAGAAGAAGUAUGCAGUUGUGUGUGUGACUAUGCCUACUGCACGUAUUUGCCGUAACUAGAUAUAUACAUGCUUAUAUAUAUUUAUACGCAUGGAUAUAUGUUAUAUUUUUAGCAAGUUAAAUUUGUGCAUUUGAGCAUAUAUGUGUACAAUUGAUUAUAAUAUAUGCUUCUGGUUGUUUAUUUUAA
Messenger RNA from Erigeron canadensis, 544 nucleotides. Its product is annotated as photosystem II 5 kDa protein, chloroplastic-like. The record is from RefSeq and is a predicted model, not a curated record. The coding region runs from base 85 to 417 and encodes 110 amino acids. Lineage: Eukaryota; Viridiplantae; Streptophyta; Magnoliopsida; Asterales; Asteraceae. The transcript has a single exon.